AUGGGCUACACUGCUAGCAAGAAUGACAGUUCACUUUUUUCCAAGAUGUCUUCCUCCUUAUCUUUAUUGCUAGCUGUGUAUGUUGAUGAUAUUCUCCUGGAGGGAGAUGAUGAUUAUGAAAUUUCUGCCCUCAAGAACUUCUUGGAUGCUCAGUUUAAAAUUAAAGAUCUUGGUUGUGUCCACUACUUUCUUUGUCUUGAAGUGCCCAAAGUUCCUCUUAGGUAUGUGGUCAAUCAACACAAGUACACACAGGAUCUCCUUUCAGAAUUCCAUUGUGCUGAUGCCAAGCCUGCUUUGACUCCCCUUGAUCCUCAUCUGAAACUGUCUGUUGAUUCAGGGGAUCCCAUGUUGAUCCUUCCUUGUAUAGAAGACUUAUUGGGAAGUUGA
Messenger RNA from Lycium ferocissimum, 387 nucleotides. RefSeq lists its product as uncharacterized. The transcript has a single exon. Lineage: Eukaryota; Viridiplantae; Streptophyta; Magnoliopsida; Solanales; Solanaceae. The record is from RefSeq and is a predicted model, not a curated record. The coding region runs from base 1 to 387 and encodes 128 amino acids.